This is a messenger RNA of Brassica oleracea var. oleracea, 1797 nucleotides long. RefSeq names its product ethylene-responsive transcription factor RAP2-4-like. The coding region runs from base 474 to 1478 and encodes 334 amino acids. Gene Ontology annotation, molecular function: DNA binding; DNA-binding transcription factor activity. Gene Ontology annotation, biological process: regulation of DNA-templated transcription. The transcript has a single exon. The record is from RefSeq and is a predicted model, not a curated record. Lineage: Eukaryota; Viridiplantae; Streptophyta; Magnoliopsida; Brassicales; Brassicaceae.
GCUGAGGAUAAAGCAUCACCGGCGAGGCUGAGAGCAAAAUUUACUACAAAAAAACUGAGUGUCCUCCCAAAAAAAUUAAUCAUUAGAUCAUUGCAGUUAUUUUUCUCAUCUGUUUUUCCCCGCUUCUUCGAUCCCUUUUUGUGAAUCAUCUGUUUUUCAAAAAGAAAAAUCGGUUUCUUGGUUUAUACACGUUUGAAUGGUUUUAAUUGAUUAUUCAUACGAAAAUCCAAGCUUAUGAAACUGUUUUUCUUUUUAAUUGAAAGCCAGGUAUUUUCAGAAAGAAAUCAUUUUAAAAAAAAAUUCUUCUGAAUUUAUCUUUUUAGUUUCCAUAGAUUUAGUCGAGGGUAAUUUUUUUGUUCCCUCAGGAUCAUCAGGUUGCUUAUUUCAAACCCCUUAGAUCCGUUUUUAUUUCUCUUGAAUUCUUUUCGGAUUCAUUUUUUAUUUUUCUUUCAAAAUUUUAAAAUCUACAAGUUAUGGAAGCUGCUAUGAAUUUGAACAGUAGCAGAGCGUUUCAACAACCAGAUUCGUUUGGUGGUGGUGGUGAACUCAUGGAAGCGCUUCUACCUUUUAUCAAAAGCGCUUCCGACUCUCCUUCCUCGUCCGCGUCUGCGUUUAUUAAUCCCGCAGCGUCUGCGUUUCCUCUUCCUACCUUCCCCGGAUAUUACCCGGAACACUAUCUGACCCAACCGUUUUCGUACGGGUCGGAUCUUCAGCAAACCGGGUCACUAAUCGGGCUCAACAACCUCUCCUCUUCCCAAAUUCACCAGAUCCAAUCUCAGAUCCACCACAGUCUUCCUCUCCCUCCCACCAGAUCCAACCUCAGCCCCAAGCCGUUGCUGAUGAAGCAGCCUGGAGUCGCCGGAUCUUGCUUCGCCUACGGUGCUCCGCCGAAGCCGGCGAAGCUAUACAGAGGCGUGAGGCAGCGUCACUGGGGAAAAUGGGUGGCGGAGAUCCGUUUGCCGAGGAACCGGACUCGUCUCUGGCUUGGGACGUUCGACACGGCGGAGGAAGCUGCGUUGGCCUAUGAUACGGCGGCGUAUAAGCUGCGCGGCGAUUUCGCCCGGCUUAACUUCCCUAACCUGCGUCACAACGGAUCUCACGUCGGAGGCGAGUUCGGAGAGUAUAAGCCUCUGCACUCCACUGUCGACGCCAAGCUCGAAGCUAUUUGUAAGAGUAUGGCGGAGACGGAGAAACAGGAGAAGACGACGAAAGCAUCGAAGAAACGCGCGUCAACGGCGGCGCUGAAGACGGAGGCAGUCAAGGCGGAGGAGAAUUCGAAUUCGAUCGGUGAGUCUCCACCGGUGACGGAGUUCGUUGAGUCCGCCGGAUCUUCACCGUUGUCGGAGUUGACGUUCGCCGACGCGGAGGAGCAGCCGCAGUGGAACGAGACCUUCGCGUUGGAGAAGUAUCCUUCGUACGAGAUCGAUUGGGAUUCGAUUCUAGCUGAUCAGUUCGUGUGUAAUUUGGUGGAAGAUUAGGGGUAUAAUAGUAAUUUGGGGAAGAUUAGGGGUAUAAUAGUAAAUUUAGAAGCUGCCUGCAAUGGAGUUUUUUUGGAAAUUGCAGAGAGGCUAUUAAGAUUAUGUUUAGUGGGUAAAUUUCAUAUGUUAAUAUUGUGUGUUUGUGUUAAUCUCUGUGUCGGUCCAGCUGCGGUUUUUUUGUCAUGCUCGACCAUGCCACAGUGUUUUUUUUUGGGUUCAUGUAAUUUAUAGUUUCAUUUUCUUUAUCUUAAUGUGAUAUUUAGUUUGUUUUGUAGUAAAAUGAAAUUGUGGCACCGAUACUUACUUUAUUCCAUUUACA